This is a messenger RNA of Arabidopsis arenosa, 1352 nucleotides long. NCBI's taxonomy places the organism in Eukaryota, Viridiplantae, Streptophyta, Magnoliopsida, Brassicales, Brassicaceae. The record is from the annotation of a GenBank genome assembly.
GUCGACUCAGUCUCCGGCGAGUUCGACUCGGAAAUAUCAAACACCCUCCCUCCGUUCAAAGAAGAAGAAGAAGAUGGCGUCUGAGCUGACAUACCGGCGACACGAGAUGGAGCAACCAGAAGCGGAAUCUUAUUAUCCGAAGCCGAUAAAGCCGUGGUUCGUAGCGAUUCGUCCGAUCCGUUACAUGCUACGAGAACAGAGGCUCGUCUUCGUCCUCGUCGGCAUUGCCAUCGCCACAUUAGGAUUCACAAUCUUCUCCAAACCGUCCAACCAACCAAUUCCGUACGACGUGGAUCCGCUUCCCGGAUACGGAAUGCGAUCGGAAUCAUCGUAUUUGCCGGCGAUGCAGAAGAAGGCGAGCAUCGAGUACAUGAGCCGGAUCGGAUCGGCAGGCGGCAAAAUCCCUCUAGGCCUGAAACGGAAAGUGCUAAGGGUGGUUGUGACAGGUGGAGCAGGAUUCGUCGGGUCUCAUCUGGUGGACCGGUUGAUGGCGAGAGGAGAUAACGUGAUCGUGGUCGACAAUUUCUUCACCGGAAGGAAAGAGAACGUGAUGCACCAUUUUAGUAACCCUAAUUUCGAAAUGAUCCGUCACGAUGUAGUGGAGCCGAUCCUACUUGAGACGAAUGUGGUGGGAACAUUGAACAUGUUGGGGCUAGCGAAGAGAGUAGGAGCAAGAUUCUUGCUGACGAGUACAAGUGAGGUCUACGGAGAUCCUCUUCAACAUCCUCAGGUUGAGACUUACUGGGGCAACGUUAAUCCCAUCGGUGUUCGGAGUUGUUACGACGAAGGCAAACGUACCGCUGAGACUUUGGCCAUGGACUAUCACAGAGGCGCUAAUGUUGAGGUUAGGAUUGCUAGGAUCUUCAAUACUUAUGGCCCAAGGAUGUGUAUCGAUGACGGUCGUGUGGUUAGCAACUUCGUUGCCCAGGCAUUAAGAAAAGAGCCUUUGACUGUUUAUGGUGAUGGUAAGCAGACAAGGAGUUUCCAGUUUGUCUCUGAUCUGGUGGAGGGUCUGAUGAGGUUGAUGGAGGGAGAACAUGUCGGUCCAUUUAACCUUGGUAACCCCGGUGAAUUCACCAUGCUCGAGCUCGCUAAGGUGGUUCAAGAGACGAUUGACCCGAACGCAAAGAUAGAGUUCAGACCAAACACAGAGGACGACCCACACAAGAGGAAACCAGACAUCACAAAGGCCAAAGAGCUUCUUGGUUGGGAACCAAAGGUGGCUCUGCGCCAAGGACUCCCACUUAUGGUCAAAGAUUUCCGUCAACGUGUCUUUGGCGACCAAAAGCAGGAAUCUUCCACCACUUCAUCAUCAACAGAGUAAUUCUAGUAGCAGGAGAGAAUCUCGUUUC